AUGCAAGCAACCGAAAUCGCCCCCUUUCCAUACCCCUUGGGCCUGGGGACCGACAUCUGCCACAUUCCCCGGAUUCGACGGAUCCUUGCAAAUGAGAAACCACAAUACGCGGAGCAAUUCGCUCAGAAGAUUUUCGGUCCUGCUGAGCGUGGUGAAUUCAACUCUCGGUAUCAAAAAUUAUUGCAGUGCAAACGAGACGGUUUGGAGACGGUACCGGCGAGCGCGAUUGAUAGUCUUGUACGCGACAAAUAUGAUCAAAAGCUGUGGCAGCUGUCCAGCUGGGUUGCUGGUCGGUUUGCAGCGAAAGAAGCGGCAAUAAAAGCGGUCUCUCCACGGCGUCUCAAAUGGCACCAGGCGGAGGUAGUGGUUCGGGCAGGACAAAUGAAGCCAUUGUUGGUCAUCCAUGAUGCGCAAUCUAUACAGGCCGACGGAAGUGCCACCGAUGGUAGAAGUGUCCGAAAGCGUGCUGCACAGCUUUCGAUUAGCCAUGAUGGCGAAUACGCUAUUGCGACAGUGCUGGCUGUGAACGAUGCUCCAGUCUCAUGA
Aspergillus versicolor CBS 583.65 is the source of this 546-nucleotide messenger RNA. RefSeq names its product holo-ACP synthase. NCBI's taxonomy places the organism in Eukaryota, Fungi, Ascomycota, Eurotiomycetes, Eurotiales, Aspergillaceae. Gene Ontology annotation, molecular function: magnesium ion binding; holo-[acyl-carrier-protein] synthase activity. The record is from RefSeq and is a predicted model, not a curated record. The transcript is spliced from 2 exons. The coding region runs from base 1 to 546 and encodes 181 amino acids.